AUGUCAAGUUUUUUCUCUAGUAGAGACAAUGCAGCUGUGGAGGAUCUUCUUUCACAAGCUAAAGAUGCUUACGUUCUUGAACAAGUCGCCAAAAUCAACUGCGCUGGUUUCUCCGACGAUUCUGUUCUUCCCUCUAAUCUCGAAACCCGUUUACGUCGUCUCAAGUCUCUUCCGGUUUCUUCUUCCUCAAGUAAGCUUCUCUCUACCUCCAAGAGCAUGGAAAGUUACCUUGGGAAGAAGAACCGUGCAGGAAACGUUUCCUCUGUUUCUGCUUUUUCCAAGUCUUCUUGUCCUUUGGAUUCAUCUGUCCAGGAAACACGGAUAUUUUCGGGUACCAAACGUACUCCGAGUGUGAGUUCACGAAGUGAGCUUGGAGAAUCCUCAGGUUCUAGGAGAACCGGUUCGAGUAGUUCAUCGAGAUUCCCUCGUGGAAACGUGUCCUCUGUCGGUUCGAGUUCAUUAAGAUAUUCUCGACAAGGUAAUGUUUUGACUCCAACAACACAAACCCUAAAACUUGUUCCUAAAGAAAAAUCAAGAUUCAGUUCACAUUCAUUCAAUUCCUCCACUGAGUUAGCUUCACCAUCAUCUGAUCAAGACCAAAAAGAAGGAACGAACCGGAAAUCGAAAUUGAAAUUGAAUACCAAGUUUUUAUAUUCAUGGUUUGAUAAGUUAUCUCCAACACAAGCCAUGGGUUGCUUAAGACAUACUCCAAACAAAUCAUCACCAAACAGCAAAAUAAAGACAUCGGAGAGCAGCAACAAAGAAGUGUAUUCGGAAUUGGAAGAAGAAUUGAGAAAGGAGCGGGAGUCAUGCAAAGACACGGAGCGGGUGAUACGAAAAGCAAAGAAAGCCCUCAAGAGGGUAAGGAGGUUGAGCUCUGAAUCCAAAUUUGAUCAACUACUAGGAAUGUUGUUUUGA
Molecule: messenger RNA, 918 nt
Organism: Camelina sativa (false flax)
Lineage: Eukaryota; Viridiplantae; Streptophyta; Magnoliopsida; Brassicales; Brassicaceae
Source: RefSeq, a predicted model, not a curated record